This is a messenger RNA of Urocitellus parryii (Arctic ground squirrel), 4121 nucleotides long. RefSeq names its product zinc finger protein 740 (gene Znf740). The record is from RefSeq and is a predicted model, not a curated record. Gene Ontology annotation, cellular component: nucleus. Gene Ontology annotation, molecular function: DNA-binding transcription factor activity, RNA polymerase II-specific; RNA polymerase II cis-regulatory region sequence-specific DNA binding. Lineage: Eukaryota; Metazoa; Chordata; Mammalia; Rodentia; Sciuridae. Gene Ontology annotation, biological process: regulation of transcription by RNA polymerase II.
GCCUGUCCAGACUCCCGAGCCCGGAAGUGGAUGUUGCCGCUCGGCGGAGAGAACGAGGGGGAGGGGGAAGUGCUUCCGGGGAAACGGGCCCCAGGUUGGUGUUUGUAAACUUGCCUCGGUCCCGGCGGGGACAGCGGCGGCCGCAGAGUUGGCACGGAGUGCUGGGGCCUGGAGGAGGYGCCGCGCGGCUGGGGAGGCAGCGGGAAGUCGUGCCUGGCAGGUUUCUGGAACAAAUCAAGAGCUAAAUCAAGAGAAUUCAACUGGAAAACCAAGACUAGCAGACUCUCUUUUCUUCAGACAACAGGCAGAAGCCAGAGAGACCAGGGAUUCUUGGAACACCUGUUUUCCCUUUGGAGGACACAAAGUUCUUUUGGAAGACAAAGGCAGUUCAAUAUGGCAGCAGGACUGAGAGGACAUGAGGGAGCCAUUACUGUGAUUUGGUGACAGUUCUUCAAAAGGCAGUGUCUUAAGGAAAGCUGGAUCAAGGAACUCCUGAACUUUGGGUUGCAUUAAGUGAAAAGUCAGCAUGGCUCAGGCAAGUCUCCUGGCUUGUGAAGGCCUAGCAGGUGUGAGUUUGGUUCCCACUGCAGCCAGCAAGAAGAUGAUGCUGAGCCAGAUUGCCAGCAAGCAGGCCGAGAAUGGCGAGCGGGCAGGUAGCCCUGAUGUGCUGAGGUGCUCGAGUCAGGGCCACCGAAAAGACAGUGAUAAGUCCCGGAACCGGAAAGAUGAUGACAGCUUGGCUGAGGCUUCUCACUCAAAAAAGACUGUUAAAAAGGUGGUGGUAGUGGAACAAAACGGUUCUUUUCAAGUAAAGAUUCCAAAAAAUUUUAUUUGUGAACACUGCUUUGGAGCCUUUAGGAGCAGUUACCACCUCAAGAGGCACAUCCUUAUUCAUACUGGUGAGAAACCAUUUGAGUGUGAUAUAUGUGAUAUGCGAUUCAUUCAGAAGUACCACCUGGAACGCCACAAGCGUGUACACAGUGGUGAAAAGCCUUACCAGUGUGAACGGUGUCAUCAGUGUUUUUCUCGGACAGAUCGAUUACUCAGACACAAACGGAUGUGCCAAGGGUGCCAGUCGAAGACUUCUGAUGGGCAGUUUUCUCUUUAGGCGCAAGGGGUCCUGGGUGGUGGGAGUGAUCAGAAGAAUCUACAGAAGAGUGCACACGCUUUCUGGUCUGAUGGUCCCACCACCACCCCAUCUGAAUCUGUCCCCCUCCUGGAGGAGUGGACCCAGGAGACCAGAAGAAUGCAUCGGGACAGUGGCUUCAGAGCCUCAGCUCUGUAAAUAAUCUGAGACUAUGAGUAUCUCGGGGAAGUUCCUACAGCAUUCCUGGGUAGGGGAGCUAGUCCCUGGACCCUUGACUGAGGUCAUAAGUGAGGACUCAAGGUACAGGACCAAGACUGAAGUGUGGCUCCCACAACCUUGGACUCCAGCUGGCAGCUGAAAUGGAAAAGAUUGGGAAAGGGGAUUUGUUUGUUGUGUUCUUAUUUUUGUUUAUCCAAAAGCAAUUUCAGCAGGUAAACUAUGGACACAGGUAAUCUGGAGGCUUAAAGUCCUGAUCCAGAAGCAAGGACUGUGGCUAGUCCAGCCCUACCCCAAGAUUGAGUUAUAGUAGAUCCUGAACGUUCCACAGUCCUGCACCUCACCUCCUAUUUGAAGGAGAAUAGGAUCAGGGAUGGCAGCUGAGCUUACUUUGACUUUCUUAUACACUGUAGGGACAAAAGUGAAGACAGUGGGAGGAGCAGACAAGGGCUGGGUCCAGGAAGAGUGAAGAGUACUGCUUACCUCCUCAAGAGCAAGAAUGUGCCCAUGGGUGUUGUAAUGGCCCAUGUUGCACCAUUCGUGAUGGGAUCAGCUCAAGUGCCUUCUGGAGGAAACUUGAGUGACAGUGGUCCAUGAGAAGCCCUUUCCUUCUCUCUGGGCAAUUGGUCUUGUAUAUGGUUUAUGGCUACCUCACUGUCAUUGACUCCUAAAGCCAGACAGAGGUGUUGAGCAGGGAGUCAAGGAUGUUAAAGUGGGUUCUCUUCUUGUGUCCUCUAAGGAAAACCCAAGACUAGUCCCAAAUUGGCUAACAGUACUUAGAGAAACAGGAAUUGGAACCCUGACAUGACUGUUGUGCAGGAGGAGCAGUUCUCCCUGCCCAAGUCCUGUAUUCAGGUAGAGGAGAUAGGAGCCUGGCCUUGUGUCCCAAAGAACAAGAAUUUGGCUCCCUUCUUGAUGGCCAUUCCUACCCAACAAAGAUGGGGAGAGAGGGAUGCUGCAGAGGAAGGACUGCAGGAAGAAACCUAAUUAGGUUUCAUUCUUAACCGUACUUCUUGCUCCUUUCUGCUCCACCAUUCUUCACCUUCAAGAAAGUGAUCAGAUGAGUGUGUGGUAUGUGAGUGCUCACAUUUGUGUGCUUGGAGAAGAUGGCAUAUUGUUGAGCCAAACCCUUCUAUCACCCUCAACUUAGAGGAGGAUGUGCAUAAAAUAGCCUCCUGCCCAGAACUGAAGGGUGCUGGGGUCCCAGCAGGAGCUGAGGAACUCUUACUUGGGGAACAAAAAGGCUUUGUUCCAGAGGAGGUUUUUUAGACUGAUUCAACAGGAUGGUGGUUAGGAUGUUUCUAACCCAAGCCAGGGCUUGUAAACAUGAAUUUUCUAAGGUGAAAUAAAAACAAACAAAACUCUCCUUAUGCUAACAAAAGGAUCCUUAUGGAAGGUUCUGGGAUUUGACUCCAUGUGGCCUGCAUUGACCUUUGGAGGUAGGGCGCUGUCAGGUGUAAUCAUUGAAAACAAGGUGAACUAGAGCACCAAGCUGUUGGUGGGGAUCUAGGAUGAAACUUUCAGAAAGUAUGGUUUCAUUGCCCAGAAAAUUCUUGUAGGGAAUAAACAAUGGCAGCAAUCUUCAAGAGGGUUGGGGACAGGGGUCCUCCAUUUCCCUGAGGUAGGGGUAUUUCAGGGGGAAAAAAAAAAGACCUGGCACCCCUUAGCUUUUGGAGGACAGCAUCUGAGGUUUUGGGGAGAGAUGUUUCCCACCAUGUGUUGCCCUAGCUUUAUGCUGACACUCCCAUUUGACCUAAAUCUUGGUCCUCAGACCCUUGCCGUGGUCCCUGCAAGGAAAGGGCCAGCCCCCUACCUAUUACAGGGCUUUGCUGUGGCCGGGAUUUUUGUAUUGAAUUUAACUCUGGGAAGGAAGAUACCUUGAGAAAGCUGUCCUUUUGAAAGUGGGAACUCUCUCCCUGCCACUUGGAGCUGAUCUGUUAGAAAUGUAGAGAGAAUCACAUGAGUGAUGUGUGCUUCUUUAUGUUCAAAUGCUUGUGCUAGUCAGAAUGUCCCUUGACACACCUCAGAUCUGGCCACCUGCCUUGGUGGUGGAAGUAAGAGAAUUUCUGAGCAGUGCAGAUGGCCAUACCAGAACCAUUCCUGCUGAGGGUUGGGAAUGGUGAUUAGUCCAGUUCACAUGCUGAUGUGGGGCAAUUGAUGUGUGAAGAGAUGAGCAAAGGGAUGAAAGGAGUGAGCACCCACAGGCACAGGAGCCCUGCUUCUACCCCAGGGAAUCCAUAGAAUUGGGACUGCUGCAAAGGCUCCUGGGCCCAAUACCCCACCCCUCCUCUGCAGGGUUGGGGCUAAGCACUGGAAAGAUGCCUCAGGUGUGUUUGGAGUGAGGGGAAAUGGAGAUAGGGCAGGCUCUCAGAGACCAGGAUAUGGAGUUGGAGGGCCUAGGAAAGAGUAGUGCCAGUUCCUGGGUAAGCUCCUGCACCAGGCCAUAUCAACCCUGCCCUUCUCUUCUUUUCUGUCCAACCCCAGCAGCCUCUUUUCAUCACUUAGCUACUGAUUGUGCCCCACAGCUUGACAUUGGAGGGUUAAAGGAGUGGAGUCCCAACACAGCUUUUAGCCCUCUUCCCAGAUGCUCUUUGCCUCUACUGUGGCCCUAGGGCUUUUAUCUUCAACAAUCCCCCUCCUAUCCUUCCUCUCCACCUUUUUUUUUUUAAUAUACUUAUUUUGCUAUGGGGGUGGGGACUAUCAAAUGAACAAGAUCACUUUUAAAUGGUAGUUUUUAUAAGAUGUUAUAAACUUGUAUCUUUUUACCAUUAAAGUGCAGUGUAUGUUCCUUCGUGAUAUAUUUCGGAUAUUUAAAUAA